Molecule: messenger RNA, 1533 nt
Organism: Menidia menidia (Atlantic silverside)
Lineage: Eukaryota; Metazoa; Chordata; Actinopteri; Atheriniformes; Atherinopsidae
Source: the annotation of a GenBank genome assembly
CUGGGGGGGAAUCCGGGAAAAGGCAGCCGGGGCCGGCCUGCGGAGCCCCCCCCACCCCCCCCGCCUCCGCGGCGCGGAACCGGCGUGCUGACCCGGGUUAAGUCGGCCGUGGCCGGGCUGGUGGGCGGGCUGGUGGCCGGGGGGGGCUCCACCGGGACCGGGACCGGGCCUCCGGGCUCCGACACCCCGCUGAGGUUCCCCUACGCGCGGCCCUAUUUCCUGGGGCUCUCCCCGGACGAGGUGGAGUGCUCCGCGGACCACGGAGCCCGGCCCAUCCUCAUCCUCAAGGAGACCAGGAGAUUACCCUGGGCCACCGGAUACGCAGAGGUGAUAAAUGCGGGGAAGAGUGCGCUGAAUGAGGACCAGGCUUGUUGUGAGGUGGUGGUGGCCAGAAGGAGGCCCAUGAGCUACUGCCCCACCUCCACGCCCAGCAGGACCCCCUCCACCCAGAGACGCAACUCCCUCCCCAACGGGGAAACCCUCGGCCUCAGGCCGGAGUACGGACGCCUGGGAGAGGACGGCGAGGGUCUGGCGUUCCACUACUGGGCGCUGUUCGACGGCCACGCCGGUUGGGGCGUUGCCGUGGCAGCGGCCCGCCUGCUGCAGCACCACAUCGCAGGCCAGCUGCAGCCCGUAAUGGACGUCCUGCGGGACCGCCGCUCGCCGCCGCCCGCCGUGAUGGGGGAGGAGCCCGAGGGCCCCGCCCACCUCACAGGCCCCGCCCACCUCCAGGGCCCCGCCCACCUCACAGGCCCCGCCCCCCCCACCAGCACGCAGCGCUAUUUCACAGAGAAGAAGAUCCAGCACGAGAGCCUGGUGGUCGGCGCCAUGGAGAACGCCUUCAAAGAGAUGGACGCCCAGAUCGAGCGGGAGAAACAGGCCUUCAGCAUCUCUGGCGGCUGCACGGCGCUGGCCGUCGUCUCCCUGCUGGGGAAGCUUUACGGCUACAUGCAGCCUUACCUGCUGGGGAACGAGUUCACACACCUGGAAUUCCCCCGGAGGGUCCAGAGGAAGGAGGUGGGCAAGAGGAUGCUCUACAGAGACUUCACCAUGAGCGGCUGGGCGUACAAGACUAUCGAGGACGAUGACCUGAAGUUUCCUCUGAUAUACGGCGAGGGAAAAAAGGCCCGGGUUCUGGCCACUAUCGGGGUCACCAGAGGCCUCGGGGACCACGACCUCAAAGUCCACGACUCCAACAUCUACAUCAAACCGUUUCUGUCCUGCUGCCCCGAGGUGAGGGUGUAUGACCUGUGGCAGUACGAGCACGGGGCCGACGACGUGCUGGUGAUGGGCACCGACGGGCUGUGGGACGUGCUGUCCAGCAGAGAGGUGGCCGACGCCGUCGCCGCGUUCCUGAGCAACUGUGACCCCGACGACCUGCACAGGUACACCAUGGCGGCGCAGGACCUGGUGAUGCGCGCCCGCGGGGUCCUGAGGGACCGCGGCUGGAGGAUCGGCCCCGAGCGGCUCGGCUCCGGGGACGACAUCUCCGUCUUCAUCGUCCCGCUCAUGUACGGCAACAGGCAGCUCUGA